Messenger RNA from Punctularia strigosozonata HHB-11173 SS5, 3315 nucleotides. RefSeq lists its product as uncharacterized. Gene Ontology annotation, molecular function: NAD+ poly-ADP-ribosyltransferase activity. Lineage: Eukaryota; Fungi; Basidiomycota; Agaricomycetes; Corticiales; Punctulariaceae. Bases 1 to 3315 code for a protein of 1104 amino acids. The record is from RefSeq and is a predicted model, not a curated record. The transcript has 19 exons.
AUGAAGAUCAAGCACGCUGGCAUGAAGGGGAGGAAACGCUUCUUAGCUGACCUUGAUGAGAUACGGACGGCAUGUAGGCAAGGAUUAUGCUUGAGCGGCCUGAGAGUGACCCGAUUGCAACCAAGCGAAGACGAAGGAACGUUCGAGUUUACUGUUCUCCACGGUGCAGAGCACGUUGUGACCAUCAACCUGCUCAUUUCCGAAACUGCCGAGUAUCCCAGUGAACACGCAUUCUUUGCGUUCUCGCCCGACAAGGACCUACCGCCUCGCGUAUCGCACGUUGUCGAGGGAAUAUCGGAACGAGGCUCGAAUUUGAUAUGCGUUACGGUACAAGAUAUCCUGAACAAUCUAUCCAGGGCCAUUGGCAUAGAGCAGGCUGCUCUCAAGGAGGGGGACUCCGAUGCUGACGAGCUGGAAGACGACGAUGAAGACGAAGAGUACCUCUACGAUGACGAUGACCAGUUUGGGAUAUCAAGUGGCCCUACGGUAUCGAGUUUCUCUCUGGAUCACUUGCAACGGGAUUUCAUCGAGGUAGUGGGAAUUGGUAGUGAUUAUCGCCCAGGCCUUAUUCGGUUCAACUUGGACGACGUAGCUAUUACUAUUUCACGACCGGUGAUCUCCCUUGCGAAGGACAUCCCUCCGCGGGCUUUGAUGGCCUGGGACCGUCGCCUACUGUCAAGCAUGCAACAUCUCACGCUCCUCAUACACGGCGUGCGCGGCGUCUAUCCAGUCCUACAACCGGACGGGAUGUACACUCGCGAUGCACUGGUCAAAGGCGCCAAGCCAAAGUUCCACGUUGGCUUGACUGCGCGUUAUAAGCCUGGAACCACCCAAGUGAGAGAGCUCACCAGGCACUUUGGACUAGUACAACAAGAUGAUGAUAAUGACGACGACGACGAACAAAUGGAAGAUGACUUCCUGGUGGAAGACGGGAACGCUAUUGACACAGCGGACGUUAUUCCCGAGCCCGAAGAGGAGGAUAUCGGUCGAUUCGACAAGUUCAGUUUGAGCACAGCGAUGGAGUCGCUCCUCAAUGAAGUAUUCCUACAUGUUGUGCAGUUGAGAAUUCGGUUCAAGCUAGGCUGGGCGGCUGCCGAACUACUGAGGAGCGAGGCGGAGAAGAAGCAGCGCAAGCCAGAGGAGAUGUACGAAGUGAUGAAAGAUGAUCUCAUAAACGCCGAUUGGGAAGAACGACGACUGGGAAACUCUUACCGACUUCCUUACGAUCCUCUGACCCACACGGAGAAGGGGGCAGAUAUCAAUCUUCCUUUGCUUGCAUUCUCCUACCUUAUACGACGUUUAACGCUCUGUGCACGAUAUUGUCUAGUCUGCCACGACCCGAUCAAGUCCGACUACGAAGCGCUGAAGCCCUAUGUUUGCGAUAACAAGUUAUGCACCUAUCAAUACUACCACAUGAGCCUCGGCACGUCGCUCGAGUAUGAAAUAUGUGCCAACCCUGCUGUUGUCGAUCUGUUGCUUUCUUUGACCUAUUGUGCUGCUGCUGAAGGGGUGUUAGACGACCCGCUGCCGGUUGGGAUGGGCUUACGCGUUCCUCCGCCUAUGGCUGGGGUUUCUACAUCCAAUCGUCAGAUCAUUGCAGUGCAUGCUGGGUCAGCUGUCAGCCCGCCGAAGGCUGACGGGCCAGAUGGUCUAUGCGAUUUCGACGUCAUGGACAUCGCAUGUAAACGGGCCGCCAUCCGAAACCUCAUUGACACUUUACCUCCGAUUGCGGACGUGAAGAGAUACCUGGAGAAGAAGGUCAAGGACGGUAAAUCGAAACCCAAACUUCAGCAAUACGAUCCUUCAAUAUUGCCAGCUGCAUGGGCUAUUCUGCGAUGGUGUGUCGCAUCGUGCACGGCACAUUUGGAGGAGUUGACUUCGGAAGAGGAAAUUGUUCAGAAUAUCGAUUCCUCCUGGAGGCAGUUCCGAUUUACCGUCGGCUCGCCAGACGCAGAGGCAAAAUUCAGCUCUGCCUUGAGGCAGGCCCAGAAGGAGAAUUCGUCUGCAAAGGCAUAUCCAUCUAUAUAUGCUUUCCACGGAUCUCCUUUACGCAACUGGCAUUCGAUCAUCCGGCACGGCCUAUGGUUCAAGGAUGUUGCCAACGGCCGAGCGUAUGGACACGGUGUCUACUUCGCAAAGGAUGGACGGGUUUCCAUGAACACUUACUCUGUCAAUGCCUCGUACACGUGGAGGAACAGUGCAUCGCUCCCUACCAAAGCUACAGCAUUAGCCGAGAUCGUCAAUCAUCCCAGCAAGUUCGUUUCUACAACCCCGUAUCUCGUCGUCGCACAGACCGAGUGGAUUGCUUGCCGUUACUUGCUCAUCAAGAGUUCUGGCGCGGUUCCGGUAACACCCAAGCCCGAUGACGCACCAACGGUGCAUACGCCAUUCGUCAGGUCCGACCCUUCACACAGUUUGACCAUGGGCUCGGCGCCUAUCAAGAUCCCCCUGCCGUCCCAUCAUAUCGAACGGUUGAUAUCAUUACGACGAGCGGAAGUGUACGACGAGAACUACGACGACGAAGAUACAGCUGUCUUCGAAGGGCCGAAACCCCAGGUCUAUAGCCAGUCAAAGGAUGAUGAUGCUGACGAAGACGAAGACGCAUAUAUGGACGAUGAUGACUAUGAGAUACCGGCCUCCCCGACGAGCAAAGGCAAGCAAAAGGAGUCGCUCGCCGCCCCUCUCGCGGACGACUGGGUGCACGAUCCAGAGUGGGUGAAUGCCAGCAUCGCUCACUUGAUGCCCCCGCCGGUGGAUGCGACGCCCAUGGCGACAAUGGCUCUGCAGAAGGAGCUCAAGGCGAUGCUGAACGAGCAGAAGAAGGCGAAGUCCCUGAAGGAGCUGGGCUGGUACAUGCCACCCGACCUCAUUGGUGACAAUCUAUUCCAGUGGAUCGUCGAGCUGCACUCGUUCGAGAAGGACCUUCCUAUUGCCAAGGAUAUGAAGAAUAAGGGGCUCAAUUCUCUCAUCUUCGAAAUCCGCUUCCCACCCUCAUACCCGCAUUCACCGCCCUUCUUCCGCAUCAUCAAGCCACGAUUCUUGCCUUUCAUUCAGGGUGGAGGUGGUCAUGUCACUGGAGGUGGCUCGAUGUGCAUGGAUCUUCUGACUACCGACGGAUGGCUUCCGAGCUACAGCAUUUCGGCUGUCCUCCUCCAAAUCAAGCUUGCCAUUUCUAAUCUCGACCCUCGCCCCGCACGUCUCGCAAACGAUUGGGAUAGACCUUACGGUGUGCAGGAGGCGCUGGAGGGGUACAAACGAGCGGCCGGCGCCCAUGGAUGGACCCUCCCAGCUGGCAUCGACAAGUUGGUCCGAUAG